Molecule: messenger RNA, 2437 nt
Organism: Penaeus vannamei (Pacific white shrimp)
Lineage: Eukaryota; Metazoa; Arthropoda; Malacostraca; Decapoda; Penaeidae
Source: RefSeq, a predicted model, not a curated record
UACAUUUUCUGUGUACUUUUGUUCCAGGUCGAGCGAGAGAAUGUAACCUCUGGCCAGACCCUGCGGGCUGCCCUCAGCAAGGUAGAGGCAGCCCACCCAGGCUUCACCUAUGAGCUGGUGAUGGGGUUGGUGCGCAAAGCUGACCUUACCGUAAAUAUGAACGAGUCGAUCCUCCGUCUGCAGGGCUCAGUGAAUGAGUCAGAGUCGGGUGACUACAGGGUGACCAGAACAGAGGACGCCUUCCAGGAGCUGAACAAGAAGUCAGCCAACCUCAAGCGCAUCCUGUCCCGCAUCCCAGAUGAGAUCACAGACAGAAAGACCUUCCUGGAGACGAUCAAGGAGAUUGCCAGUGCCAUCAAGAAGCUCCUGGACGCUGUCUCCGAGGUUUCACAGUACAUCCCCGGCACACAAGGGAAGCAAUCGCUGGAGCACCGCAAGCGCGAUUUUGUCAAACACAGCAAGAAGUUCAGCAACACCUUAAAGGAGUACUUCAAGGAGGGACAAGCCAAUGCAGUGUUCGUGAGUGCCACCUACCUGAUUCACCAGACCAACCUCAUCAUGCUCACCGUCAAGGACAAGUCUAAAGACAAGCCAAGAGGUUAUUUUGUGACAACAACUUAGUUAAAUUUUCAAAUCCUGUUGCUCAUCAUACCAAGAGACCAGAGUACAGAAAUGAAAGAGGAAUGCAGAGACCUUAAUCACACUGUGGUUCGACACAUUCCAGUGCUAUGCAGGGCUCGAGGAACUUGCAGUGCCUUUGCCAGGGAGACGUAAACUGACCCUGAUUUACUUGUUCUGGCUCCACUGGUUUCCUUGGGCUUUUGUCUUAGGUUUAUGUGAUAUUAUUUUUUCUUUUCUCCCAUAUCUUUUGUCAUAUGUCUCCUUUUUUGUGUUCUCUUUGUACUUUUUUUUCUCGUUACUUUUCUUUUUCUCUUUACAUUUUGCCUACUUGUCAUUUAUUUUUUUGUCACUGCAGUUCUUGGGUCAAGACUUCAUAGUUCAUGGAUAUCAUUAUCUUGAAUGAGUUUUAUACUUCUUUAUGUUUCUCUCUCCCUCUCCUCCUCUCCUCCCUCCCUACUUCAUCUUCUUCUCCUUUCCCUCCCUCCCUCCUUCCUCCUCUCCUCCCUCCCUACUUCUUCUUCUUCUCCUCUCCCUCCCCUCCCAUUCCUCCCUCUCUCCCUCCUUCCAUCUCUCUCCAUCCCCUUGCCUUCCCAUUUCUUCUCUCUCCUUUUUUUUUUACUUUUUACAAGCAAAGAGAAACCACAAUGAUAAAUCAUUAAUUCCACUUCAUUUGUUUUUAUUUAUUAUAAUCUAGUCCUAAUUAACAUGUGUACAGUUAAUUGGUCAGUUGCAUGUAUAAUUUGCUUGUUCUGUUGGAUUGGUUGGUUGGCAUACGUAUCUCUUCAGCAGAAAGCUUUUAUUUAUCAACAUUGGGGUCCAGGUUGUGCCGCCUCUCAUUGGUGAUCCUGAGCUGUUUUAGUGGCCGCUUUAUCCCUCUUUCUGUUCCUCAUUUUCUCUCCUUUCUUUUAUGAUGAUUCAUUAUGAUUUUUAUUUUAUUAUAUGUAUGUAUGUAUGUCUUAUAUUUUUGCAAUAUAGAUUGAUGUACUGUAUUCUGUUUUAUUGUUUUAAUUAUUCUCCUUUUGCUCCUUUUCUGUCCUCUUUCCUGAUGUUGUUUUUUGUGUAAGUAACAGGUACAGUGUGAGGAAUUUUUUAGACAUGCACUUUUCACACCCUCGGCAACAGCAUUUGCCAAACCAAAGAAAAUGACACUGGAAGUACACUGGUAAGGGUGAGGUACAUUUAACACUAACAGAGAUGCAGUUAAAAAAGAUAUGUAUAUAAUUAUUACUCUAUCCCUCUCCCCACCUCUCCCUCUCCCAAGGCAAGCAUGGCAUCUUAAUGGUUCAACUUAUUAUUAUGUUUUUAAAUUUAUUUUUUAAUUUUUCUUGAUUUGCAACACUGACAAUCAGAAAAGCACUCAUAAUAAAGGAGUGACGAUCAAACAUACAGAAGCUUGGGGUCACAUUCCAUAAUCUUAAGUUGUAAGUGUAUCCACAUUGAACAAAUGCCUGUGUUAUUAUAGAUGAUUGUAACAGAGGUCAUCCUUUAUCCUCUGCAGCAAAAGUAAUGAUUUUUUUUUUCCUCUUAUUUUAUGAUCACAUGCGCACACUCACACACGCACAUGCACACACAAACACACACAUGCACACACAAACACACACAUGCACACACAAAUACACAUGUACAUGCACACGCAUGCACAUAAACGCAUUUACACACACACAAACACACACACAUUUAUUUAAAUUAUAUGAAAAUCUCAAGCAAUAAGAGGUAUAUUUGAUCAGAUAAGAUACAUGUUGAUUCUUGUGUGUGGAGGACUGAGGUGAACAUGGGUUUUGUAUGCAGCCUUGAACCAAUAAAUAUAUCCUCUUCG